UCCAGUCAGUCACUCCUCAUACAAACAGCCCACAGAGCUCAAACCAACCCGCCCGUGUUUAACGCGUGGACGACCGCUGGACAGACAGGCGGUGCUGCUUCUUAACACAGGAUCUACCAUAAGCUUUAUUGAUUCAAUAGCCCGUUUUUCAAUUCUGCAUUGCUUAUAAACAUGCGUGUUAUUGAAGGAACAAGAAGUGUCGGCGCUUGAGAGACAGUCACUGAAUGACAGCAUGGCUAAACGAAGCACUCUAUUCAUCAGGAUUGUGGAAGGAAAGAACCUGCCAAUCAAGGAUAUAACUGGAAGCAGUGAUCCAUACUGCAUCGUGAAGAUUGAUAAUGAAGCAAUAAUUCGGACAGCAACAAUAUGGAAGACACUUUCUCCGUUUUGGGGUGAAGAAUACACUGUCCAUCUUCCUCCCUACUUCCGCACAGUCUCUUUUUAUGUGCUGGAUGAAGACUCUCUCAGCCGGGAUGAUGUCAUCGGGAAGGUGUCAAUCACUAAGGAGGUGCUCUCCGCCAAACCGCAAGGUGUUGACGGAUGGAUGAACCUAACAGAGAUUGACCCAGAUGAGGAGGUGCAAGGGGAGAUUCACCUCCAGAUCUCAGUGCUGGGAGAUGGAGAUAUCCCACGGAAACUGUGCUGCCAGGUCCUAGAGGCAAGAGAUCUUGCGAAAAAGGAUCGCAACGGGGCCUCUGAUCCUUUUGUCCGAGUGAGAUACAAUGGGAAAACGUAUGAGAGCUCGGUGGUUAAAAAGUCCUGUUAUCCUCGCUGGAACGAGAGUUUUGAGUUUGAACUGGACGAGGCGCUGACUGACAGUCUACUGAGUGUGGAGGUGUGGGACUGGGAUCUGGUCAGCAGAAAUGACUUCCUGGGAAAGGUCCUGUUCAACAUCAAUAAGCUUCAGUCUGCACUGCAAGAGGAGGGCUGGUUCCGCCUGGGGCCUGACAAAUCUAAACACAGCGAAUAUGAAGGUACUCUGGGCUCCCUGAGGCUGCAUCUCCGGCUUCGAGACGAGGUUGUGUUGCCAUCCAGCCAUUACAAGCCACUCACAGAGCUACUCAGCCAGUCGGUCGGCUCUCAGCUCAACGGAAACUGGCCUGAUUUCAUCAUGCUGAUUGAUGAGACCACUACAGCGGAGAGCAGACAGGAAGUAGCUAAUAAUCUAGUAAAGCUGUUUUUGGGUCAAGGGCUUGUCAAGGAGUUCUUGGACGUUCUGUUCAAACUGGAGCUGGACAAGACUACUGAACCCAACACACUCUUCCGCAGUAAUUCAUUAGCAUCUAAGUCUAUGGAAUCCUUUUUGAAGGUGGCUGGGAUGCAGUAUCUGCACCGGCUUCUGGGGCCCAUAAUAAACCGAAUCUUUGAAGAGAAGAAAUACGUAGAACUGGACCCCAGUAAAGUAGAACUGAAAGAAGCAGGGUGUGCAGGUUUGCACCGUCAGCAGACAGAAUCUGAUGUUAUUCAGCAGAGCUCCAGCCUCCUUCAGUCAUACCUGUCUGAGCUUCUCACCUCCAUCCUACAGUCUGCAUCCUACUGCCCGCUGCUCAUCUGCCAGGUUUUCCAUCAGCUCUACCUGCGAGUGCAGGAGCGCUUCCCGGACCCAGAGUACCGGAAGGUGAAGUUCAUUGCUGUAACCAGCUUCCUCUGUCUGCGGUUCAUCUCACCUGCCAUCAUGUCUCCAAAACUAUUUCACCUACGAGAGAAACAUGCCGAUGCCCGUACCAGCCGUACACUCCUGCUACUUGCCAAAGCUGUGCAGACCAUUGGGAACAUGGACACUCUGGCCUGCUGCUCUAAAGAGCCGUGGAUGGUGCGUUUGCAGCCUGCCAUUCAGCAAGGCAUCACCCAGCUCAAAGACUUCAUCACCAGACUGGUCAACUGCCAUGAGUCAGAGGAUCUUGAACUUCAGACACGAAUGAGCCUCCAGUGCGGCACUAUGGAGAAAGAGGGUUUUCUCUUCCUGCACAGGACCAAGGACAAGUGUAUGCCAAUGACUUCUCCCUUUAAGAAGUACUAUGUGACGCUCAGUAAGGACACGCUGUCUUAUUCCAGGACUCUGCACUCUAAGAAGAGCUCAUCUAUUUCCCUGCCAAAGAUCCGUGCGGUAGAGAAGGUGGAGGAGAAGUGUUUCGGCAGUGCCAACGUCAUGCAGAUCAUCUCCAGUGAAGACUCAGGCCAGCAGGAGACCCUAUACCUCGACUGCAAAAGUGUAAAUGAGUUGAAUCACUGGCUGUCGGCUCUCAGAAAAGCCUGCAGUCACAACACAAACACUAUGAGCUGCUUUCAUCCCGGCAUCUACAAAGCAGACAGAUGGAGCUGCUGCCAUCAGAAGGAGAAAUCAGACCCCGGCUGUGAUAAAACCCGACAUGGAGUGACUCUGCAGGAAUGGUACGACCCACUGGACCCAGAUCUGGAGGCUCAGCUCAUCUAUCAGCAUCUCAGCAGCGUCCAGCAUGCCAUGCGAGAUAAGUAUUAUAAGUUGCGAGAGCAGCAAGGAAUUCAGGAGGCAGAUUCAGGAAGAGACCAGAAGAAAUCUGACGGAGUUUCACAACUCUUCGACAUUCUCCAAGACCUUCACGAAGCUCAUACUGCGGUGGAGGAAGAGGAAAGAUCGAAGAAUAAAAACGUUUUUCUGGAACUACAAACGUAAACGAAAGGACGCUGGUUUGUAAUGAAUUUCACGUCAUUCACAGUGUUAUUCCGUCACUGAGUGGCUUCAAAAACAUGCUCUUGUUACGACACAGACCAGAAAAGAAAGCUGAAAAUGCUAAAAAGAUUGCUUUGUUCUUGUAUACUAGAACAGAUGUUUGUUUUUUAGAUGGAUAGUUAGAGGAAUGCAGUCAUGAGUAAGGAUAGUUGUGGUGUUUUCGCUGUGUGUUUGGCAUUAAGGUAAGAUGGAAUAUGGCAUUAACUUACUGCAUUGAUUCAAAUGGGUUCAUUUUAUUUGAAGGAAUUUCAGAUCUAAUGGUUUGAAUCACCAUUCUUCCUUCAUGUGCUUUUAACUUUAAAAAGAAAUACUUAGGAUUUGCAUGUCAGCUCUUCCUCUGUGUAUUUUUAUUGUUGUUAUUAUUAUUAUUAAGUCAGUUUUAUUUGAAUAUUUAUAUACACAGGAUUGGUGGGGAAAUGUUUGGAAUAAUUAGGAUUUUUUCGUGCAUUUGAAAGAUUUUAGGGUCAACUUAUUUAAUUAAUAAGACAUUACAGUUUUUCUCAGUUGCUUGGGUUUUCACUUCAGAUUGGCAUUUCUUAUUGAUUUAAGCAAAUUGCAAAUGCUUUGGCUCACGUGUGCAAACAGUGGGUACAAUUGUCUGUAGUUUGGACAAAAACAAAUUGAAUAUGGCCUGUUGAUCAAAACUGAUGAGUCGAUUCUCAUUUAAACUUCUCACAACUUCUCAAUCUUUUUUCAUCACACUCAAAACUGCUUAUUCAAUUAUCAAACAAUAGUACACACAUUUACACCAUAAAUAUCUGAUAUUAACAUUGUUUAUAUUGUCUUCUGAAUUGGUAAAUGACCUCUAAUUGCAAUACACUUCGAGUCAACUAUUAUCCAUCAAAUCUGGGAGAAUAUAGCAGUCAACAUUUGAAGUGGAUCAAAAUGUUUCAUCGAAGUUGUCCAAAAACUAUUCAGCAACACCCAUUCUUGUCUAACAGUAGGACAAUUUUAUCCACUUCAGUUGUUGACUAAUGUAUAUGUAUACAAUCACAAUCACUACCUUUUUUUUUUGGAAAACUUCCACAAUCCUGAACUGCAGCAUAAUGCUUAUGGAAGAGCAAUUUAAAGACUUGUUUGGCCUGACCAGCAAGAGUGACAGGGUGUCCACCAAGAAUAUUUUUUCAUUGAUGUUUAUUUUGUAGUAUUUUUGUGUAUUUGUGCUGACAUUAGAAAUAUAAAAUGUACAAUACAGUAAUUGGACCAGCAUUACAUGUGAGACAUUCUUACAAAAAUAAAUGUAAUGUAUAAAUAGUGAGUGAGUGAGUGAGUGAGUGAGUGAGUGAGUGAGUGAGUGAGU
Messenger RNA from Danio rerio (zebrafish), 4010 nucleotides. Lineage: Eukaryota; Metazoa; Chordata; Actinopteri; Cypriniformes; Danionidae. The record is from RefSeq and is a predicted model, not a curated record.